This is a messenger RNA of Kickxella alabastrina, 1898 nucleotides long. RefSeq lists its product as uncharacterized. The record is from RefSeq and is a predicted model, not a curated record. The transcript has a single exon. Lineage: Eukaryota; Fungi; Kickxellomycota; Kickxellomycetes; Kickxellales; Kickxellaceae. Gene Ontology annotation, molecular function: histone binding; protein heterodimerization activity. Gene Ontology annotation, cellular component: nucleus. The coding region runs from base 145 to 1878 and encodes 577 amino acids.
CCCUUCGUUUUCGUCUAUUUUAUUUAUUUUGCGAUUAAUCCAUUUUAUUAUUGUUAUUUCAUUUUAACCUUUUCAAGGUGAAUUUGACACGCUUGUCUUAAAUUCGAGAAAAACACCUUGACCAAAGCGUGGACACAUACAAGAAUGACCAAUGCAGACGAGGAAUUCGACAGGGCGAGACGGAAGAGCCAGGGCCGCUUCCGCAGCGCCUUCGAGGCUAUUUUCGAAAAGUAUGGAAAAAUUGAUGAAGAUGACGAUAUCAUCGACCUGCGCACAGAAAAGAUAGUUGUCGAUAAUGGCAGAAUACGUGGCUUGGCUGUGAUCACUCUAGGAAGCCUGCUUAAAUACCCAGACUCACCUACCACACCGUUAGCUGCUAGCCGCAAGCGCAGAUACGCGUCGCCGGAGCUUGGCGAGUACAGUUCUAGCAGUGGCUCACUGUUGCCAGAACUAGUAACUAAUGUCGACAUUAUUCGCUGUAACCAGUCACCUAGCCCUGGCAUUACUCCUGAUGCCUAUGAGAGUACGCGUGUACAUAGCGUUUUUGGUCGCAGUUGCGGCAGAUCGCUGGAUCUAGAUUUCGCGCCAUACAUGAGCACUCCUAGAGGGGUGCGACACGGAAAUCAAGAAGACUCACCCCGACAACACAAUAGAACGAGCAGCAGGAAUGAAGACAAGGGAGCUGCGCUCAACUACGACUCGUCAGAAUCGCUGGCCACGGAUCAAGAAACACCUAUUGACUCGUAUUUUACCAACAGCAUUGAGCAUUACUUGGAUAAACUGCGCCAGCAGCUGUCGGCACCAAUUGCGAUUACCUCUGAAGGCGCCGAACAAUAUGAGAAGUCCCACAGUGAUGGCUCACAAGAAUCUGAUUUUGUUGAUAACAGCCAUGGCGACGUAUUAUCUGGAGUAUGGAACCACAACCGCGCAAACAAUGCAUAUGCUAUACUUUCUUCGCCGCACACCAUGUCACCACAUAGCCCUGGGCGGUGCAGGUCGCUACCAGGGAACUCGCCAUACAACGCGCAAUCCGAGAUUGAUGAAUUCGUAGUAUCAGAGACAUGUUCUCAGCAAUCAGGCAUAGACAGCGAGGAAGAGUCGGCAAGCAGCAUAGGCUCGUUCGAGUCUAUUGUUGAGCUUGAAUCACAACACUUGUAUGAUAUGGACCUGGACCUGGACCUACAUACGCCCCCAGGGCCUCCAACCAUUUAUGAAGACGAAUUUCCAAAUGAACCAUGCGUGUAUGAAGUUGGCGAUGGAGAUUACUCUGAAGAAGAAGAAACAGACGAGGCGUAUGCCUACAACCGAGGUACUUUUUGUGAGACAUCUUUGGACGCUUUGCACAGCUUUUCUUCUGUUUCUCAGCAGUAUAUACCGGCGCAUUUACGCCAGCCAACCUCUCUAACACUUCACUCGCAAGUGCCUAUGCGCGGAGAACGGAACAUCUAUAACAAAACCCCCUUGUGUAUGCAAAACCCAACGUUGCAUCGCAACCGGCAGGGGGAUUCUAAUCCGAAAUAUCAUUCGGAGGUUAUUCAGACGCAAAACACGCAUUAUGAAUCAGACAUGAAAUCCGCUAAUGUGCUUGGUACUGCGCCCAUGUUUACACGCAGCCCCAUUGUGCUCAAGCCUCACCCUGUUGCACCACAUGUAUUUUUCGAAUGUGAUGACAAACAACCUUGUGGAAGUCUAAACGAUUUUAAACACAGCCCGGACUCAAUUGGGUUUGAAGCGCCCACACCGCAGCAUCUUUCUGACGACUACAAGGACGGAGACAGCAUUCACUCCACUGAAUCAAUCUAUGAGGAUUCUCGAGAUUAUAAUUGGUCAUUAUUCGAUGAAAAUACCCAAGCAAGUCAAAACUUUUUUGUCAAAUAAAAUAAUCAUGUUUAAGUUAA